This is a messenger RNA of Eriocheir sinensis (Chinese mitten crab), 1565 nucleotides long. Its product is annotated as coenzyme Q-binding protein COQ10 homolog B, mitochondrial-like. Gene Ontology annotation, cellular component: mitochondrion. Gene Ontology annotation, biological process: ubiquinone biosynthetic process; cellular respiration. The coding region runs from base 110 to 799 and encodes 229 amino acids. NCBI's taxonomy places the organism in Eukaryota, Metazoa, Arthropoda, Malacostraca, Decapoda, Varunidae. Gene Ontology annotation, molecular function: ubiquinone binding. The record is from RefSeq and is a predicted model, not a curated record. The transcript is spliced from 5 exons.
AAAGAUAAAGAGACGAACUGGCAACGUCCGUCAUCAGCUGAGCCAAGUCACUCGACCUUCAAAACAAACAUUUUACAUAAGGACUUUAUCUCCUGCUGGAAGGUUUAAGAUGCAAGGGAUUCGAACGGGGGCUUUACGACGUGCAGGUGCAAGUUUAAAGACACUCAGAAAGGAAUCAGCGAGUGUAUGGCGGCCACAAGACUCUCGUGUAGAGGAGGAAAGAGGUGGCGGGUUUCCCCUUUUAGUUCCCUCUGCCCCACUCCUCACCCAACCUCAGCGACCCUUCAUCACUUCUGUGCUUGGAGGGAAGAAGAAAGAAUAUUCGGAGAGACGCGUUCUUGGGUACUCUAUGAAUCAGAUGUUUGAUGUGGUGUCAGAGGUAGAGAAGUACCACAAAUUUGUCCCAUACUGCAAGAAAUCACAUGUCACAGCAAGACGGCCUGGCUUUCUUAAGGCUGAUCUUGUCGUUGGGUUCCCUCCUGUAAUAGAGUCUUAUACCUCUAGCGUCACCCUGGCACGGCCUCACUUGGUACGAGCAGUUUGUACUGAAGGGAAGAUGUUCAACUACCUCCUUACAAUAUGGAAAUUUUCACCUGGGAUACGAGGCCAGCCCAACACCUGCACACUGGACUUCUCCGUAUCCUUUGAGUUCCGCUCAGCAAUACACUCACAGCUUGCACAUGUUUUCUUUGAUGAAGUUGUGAGAAAAAACGUGAAUUCCUUCUUAGCAGAGGCAGAAAAACGCUAUGGCAAGGCAACCAUUGUUGCCCGGCCUUCACGAGUAGUGAAUGUGUCUUGAAUGCAAAUAUAUUUAUAGAUUUAUCUUUGUGAAUGUAUUUAUUGUAAAUAAGUCUCAGUGAACCUUGAGGAUGAAACAUUUUUAAGAUGUGAGAAGUCAUACUGCCAACCUAUCUUUGGGUACAGACGAGUCUAUCUCUCUCUCUCAAUACUUCUCUCCUUCAUUUAAAUUUGGAUGUUACCAUUAUUCAUGUUCCCUUAUGCAAAAAAUGGUCAGCAUAUUUAUUUCUUUUUUCCAUACAAAGCAAAAUCUUUAAAAUCCCUGUUCCUUCAUUAUCUUCUUAUUGUAUUUUUUGAGGAGUAGGAUCAUUUCUUUUGAGUCAGUCAGCUUCAUCAUUUUCUUAUCAGAUCAUUUUGUGGAAAGGACCACAUUUUUAUUUUCUGUAAAAGUCUAAUACCUUUAAGAGUGCUCAGCUUGUGCUCAGGUCACAACGCCAUGUCUUGUACAUCUGGCAUUAUGGUGAGAGCACUAGUGGCACUAGCUGAGUACCACGGCUAAAUUUGUUCUUGAGAUAAUGAUUGGUGUAGUCCUUGUGUCCCUGAUUUUAUGAGGUAAGGAAUAUCAGGCCUCCUCCACAACAUGUUUGUUUCUGGAAUUAGUUAUGGUUAUGGAGCUGCAAAAGAAGGUAAAUCAUACUUCAAGUAAUUUACCCUCCAAUCUGCUUCCGAUUAUGUAAAUAGAGUAUUUAAUAGAAUAUGCAACUUAAUAUUUUAAGUGCAAGUCAGGUUUGCUUGAUAUUUAUUCAAUAAUUAUAUAAAAAAUACCA